Bacillus rossius redtenbacheri is the source of this 3391-nucleotide messenger RNA. RefSeq names its product beta-glucuronidase-like. The coding region runs from base 16 to 2502 and encodes 828 amino acids. Gene Ontology annotation, biological process: carbohydrate metabolic process; glucuronoside catabolic process. The record is from RefSeq and is a predicted model, not a curated record. Lineage: Eukaryota; Metazoa; Arthropoda; Insecta; Phasmatodea; Bacillidae. Gene Ontology annotation, molecular function: beta-glucuronidase activity; carbohydrate binding. The transcript has 14 exons.
UCAUAUGACGUCAAAAUGGGAAAAGAUGAUGCAGCUUCAUAUAUAAUAGCUGAUGUUAAACCGGCAUUUGUGUUAAUGCAGAAGCCACACAUGGUAGAUUUAAGUGGGAUCACCAAACCGAUGAUGAAAAUCUCACCAGAAUAUUUCAGUUCGAUGUGCGUGGGGGCAGUCCCAGUACAAACAUUAGGUGCAGUAGAAAGUAUAACAAACGAUAGGAGAGAGCGUGGCGGUGAAGCAAGAUCAGUUCUGUUCGGGGAGCAGUGUUCGGAAACGAGUCACAGCACGCCGCAGUCGGAGCGGGAGGACAGCGUGUUCCACAAGGUACCGAGGUCGUAUGCCAAGGGGCGGCGAAGGGUGGGGAAGGAGAAGCCCAAGUACUCGUGCGAGGUGUGCUUGAAGACGUUCACGCAGCUGGGAAACCUGUGCAUCCACCAGCGCAUCCACUCGGGCGACCGCCCCUUCCGCUGCACCUUCUGCCCCAAGACGUUCACGCAGCUGUGCAACAUGUGGAAGCACGUUCGCACGCACACGGGCGAGAAGCCAUACUCGUGCCUCGUCCACCGAGGGCGGCACACAGCGAGGGACAGACGUCAGAUGGGGAUGCCAGUGUGGCUGGUGCUGGCGGCCGUGUGCUGGCCGGCGCGAGGCGGGGUGCUCUACCCCCAGCAGUCGGAGACUCGGGAGGUGAAGACCUUGGACGGCAUCUGGAGGUUUCGCACGUCCCCGCCCGGUGACCAGGAGGCCGGCUUCACGCAGAGCUGGUACGCCUCUGCGCUGGACCAGUGGAUCAACAUGCCCGUCCCGGCCAGCUACAACGACGUCACAGUGAACGCCAGUAUCCGCGACUACGUGGGCUGGGUCUGGUACCAGCGGGAGUUCUUCGUGCCUGGACGCUGGAAGGAAGAUGGCCUCAGGGUCUUCUUACGUUUCAGCAGCGUGCACUACAAUGCAGUCGUGUGGCUGAACGGGGCAGCGGUGGCGGAGCACUCCGGGGGUCACCUGCCCUUCGGGGGAGAGGUGACUGCGCACUUGCGGUACGGCGCCCCCAACCUCCUGACGGUCGCCGUCAACAACACUCUCACCCAUCACACCAUCCCGCAGGGCUCCGUCACCCACUCCAACGACACGGACAAGUACCCAGAAGGCUACGUGAUAAACUCGUACAGCUUCGACUUCUUCAACUACGCCGGGAUACACCGCCCCGUGUACCUGUGCACCGUGCCACAGACGUACAUUGAUGACAUCACAGUCGUCACCGAGGUGUCCAAUGGAACAGGACUCGUCAAGUACGAAGUGACACACAGUCUGAGCGACAAGGAGACGGACGGCGGUAGCUCGCGCUGCGCGGUGCAGCUUCUGGACGGGAGGUCUGUCGUGGCUGCGGAGACGCGGGGAUGCACGGGAGAGAUUGCCGUGCCCAAUGCCAAGCUGUGGUGGCCGGUGUACAUGCAUGAGUCCCCGGGACAUCGCUACACGUUCCUGGUACGUUUGGUGUCUACAGCAAAUGUCACUGAAGAUGUCUACCGUCUUUCAGUAGGAAUUCGAUCUUUGCGCUGGAAAAAUGGGAAGUUCCUUAUAAAUGAUCGACCAGUUUACCUUCGAGGUUUUGGAAAGCAUGAGGACUCAGACAUCCGCGGCAAGGGCCUGGACCUGCCCCUUGUGACCCACGACUAUAACCUCAUAGACUGGCUGGGGGCCAACUCCUUCCGCACAUCCCACUACCCGUACGCGGAGGAGAUCAUGGAGAUGGCAGACACGCUGGGCAUCAUGGUGGUCGACGAGUCCCCGGCAGUCAACCUGGAUAUCUUCGACGAGGUGCUGCUGGAGAAGCACAAAGCAGUGAUGAAGGAGCUGGUGCAGCGAGACAAGAACCGUGCGUGCGUGGUGAUGUGGUCGCUGUCCAACGAAGCUCGGACCCAGCAGCAAGCGGCGGGGCCGCACUACAAGGAGGUGGCAAAUUUUACAAGAUCGCUGGAUGCAUCACGACCAAUUGCUUUUGUCACCAACCAACAAUACGACAAAGAUCAAGCAGCUGAGUUUGUCGACAUCAUCGGCGUGAACCGCUACAGUGCCUGGUACCAAGACACGGGCCGUGUGGAAUUGAUAGUGCGGCAGGUCGUGUCCGAUUUUUCCGAGUGGCACAACCGUUUCAGCAACAAGUUCAUAUUCAUUAGCGAGUAUGGCGCAGAUGCCAUUUCAGGCCUGCACACGCUGCCGUCGUUCGUGUGGACCGAGGACUACCAGGUGGAGCUGUUGCAACGCCACUUCCAGGCCUUCGACAAGCUGCGGCAAGAAGACUUCUUCAUCGGCGAGAUGAUCUGGAACUUCGCAGACUUUGCUACUCGCCAAGAUACCACACGAGUAGUUGGCAACCACAAAGGCGUCUUCACCCGCCAGCGGCAGCCGAAAGCCUCGGCGUACACUCUGAGGACGCGCUACAGGCAGCUCGCCUCGAAGAUUGACGCCUUCAGCUGGCCCCAGGAGCUGCACUCGGAACUGUAGCCGGCGCUUUCCGUUUGUUCUGUGCAUUUAUUAGUGUGUGAUAGCUUGGGUUGCAAUAAAGUAUUGGUGUGUUACUAAUCUUAGGUGUGCUAUUGAACAACCUGAACUUGUUCUCUUGUGUAGUAUAAACCCAGUUUUUCAUUUAACGAGUGUUUUAUUGUAAUUAUUGUAAUGAUAACCAUGAAGAUACAUAAUACACAGCUACAGUAGAAUCCCAAUAAUCCGAACUAAUUGGGACCGAACCCUGUUCGGAUUAACGAAAAUUCGGAUUAGGCGGGAUUUUGUCAUUUAAUGCCAUAUAUUUAUUGUCUUUUUGAGGCGUAUUUAGUGUCUGAUGUCAAAUAUGUACCAGGUUGCGAAAAUGCAGAAGAGUGUGUUGAAAAGUGGACGGCCAUUGACGACUGUGGCCACAGAUGAAGAUAUCGUAGCAGCUGUGCAGGAACGUCAACUGAUCUCGAUGCAGACAACAGUGAGGAGGAAGGGAACGCGCCGACGGAUGUUGUUUCUCACACUGCCGCAGCCAGCGCCCUUGAUCCGGCUUUACGUCGAGCAACAUGCCAAUGCAACCCCAACAGAUGUUAUGUUUAUGCGGCGUUGGCGAAAUAUUGCAUCUUCAAGCCGAUUUAGUGCAUUGCGUCAAAGGAAUAUUACUGAUUUUGCCUCUUAGAUAAUGGUUUGAUUUUUUACGUUUUGUUUUGUGUCAAUCCUGUAAAUAACAUGAAUUCUACAUAUAGUAUGUAAGUAAAUUCAAAAAUUUUCAAUACGUACAUAUGUAUUUAAGUACUAAGUAUGUACGUUAUCUUUUUUUUUCUCUUUUCAGUUAGUGAAAUAGAUAAAUUAUAAGUUUAUUAUGUACAUAUUAAUAAACGUACGACAUUACUUGAAAAAA